This is a messenger RNA of Daphnia pulex (common water flea), 7524 nucleotides long. RefSeq names its product rho guanine nucleotide exchange factor 11-like (gene RhoGEF2). Gene Ontology annotation, molecular function: G protein-coupled receptor binding; guanyl-nucleotide exchange factor activity. Gene Ontology annotation, biological process: G protein-coupled receptor signaling pathway. Bases 688 to 6435 code for a protein of 1915 amino acids. Lineage: Eukaryota; Metazoa; Arthropoda; Branchiopoda; Diplostraca; Daphniidae. Gene Ontology annotation, cellular component: cytoplasm. The transcript is spliced from 36 exons. The record is from RefSeq and is a predicted model, not a curated record.
GCCACGGGGAUGCAAGUUGUCCAAUUUUUUUCGCAUUACAACUAGUAGCCCGUGAAUCGUCAAAACGGAUUGUGCUUGAUUCUCUUUAGCAUAUCAAGUGACUUUAUACCAACGAUUGAGAAAAGUUUUGUAAGAAAUAGCUUUAUUCCCAGCCCUGCUUUGCCUUUUCUGGUGGCCUAAGUGUUGUUUUGAGUUUUUUUGUUGACAAGUGUUGGCGGCCAUAUUGCUGGCUUCCCACUCUUCAGUAGACGCCCAGAGCAUAUACAACACAGCAGCGGGGGCGGUGUGCCAACCACUCAUACACCAAGAAAAAAAAAGAAGCCGAAGAAAGAUCAAGAACAGUUUUGCUUCAUUGAUUGGAUCCACAAGUUGAAUGCAACAACGAAUCUCUCAGGAUUAGUUUCGUUUUUUGGCCUUAACUUUGUUCAUCAACUUCUUGUUUGUGCCUCAACAGCUUGUGUUGUUUUUUUUCUAUCCUGCUUCCCCAGACAGCCUCCAGUUUGACAUUUUGCACAUUGGCUAACAGUUUAGAUCUCGCGUUGUGAUUUGUCAUUGCUUUUUGGCCGUGUCCCAGACUUUUUGUCUGUUGAGGAAUCUGUUUCCACUGUGUUACACUUGUCAAUGUGUCAUUACAUGCUAUGGGUGCAGCCAUAGUGCCUAGUGGAUGAGUGAUAUCUCGAUGAAAGUAUGGAUAACACGCUGACCAGUUUGGAAGAGAGGUUGAACGAGCCGAACUGGUCCGGAUUCCAAGGAGGUGCGCCACAGCUGCAGUGGAUCCCUGCUCCGUCGCAAUACGGCACGUCGUCAAUCAACGGCGGCCUGAUUGGCGGCAGUAGUAACAACAGUAGUAAUAACGCCAGCCAUUCCAAUCCGCCGUCGCGGGUGGUGGUUAUCAACCGAGACGAUAGAGGGUUCGGUUUCGUCGUGGCCGGUGACAAUCCCGUCUUCGUUCAAACCGUUCGUGAAGGCGGAGCCGCUGAGCGAGCCGGCAUUUUUAAGGAUGAUAUUAUUAUCAAGGUUAACGGAUCGUGGGUGACCCAGUCGAACCACGCCGAGGUCGUCGAUUUGAUUAGAGCGGGUGGAUCGAGUGUUGCUCUCACUGUGAUAUCGCCCGUCUACGGAUCAAGCAACGGGUCCGGCGUCCCGACUCACUACAACUCGCCGUACGCUAUGCCUUCACUUCAUCCGUCGUCAAGUCCGUCGGGUUCGCAGGCACCUCCGCCUCCGCCACCACCUCCCAUCAUGACGACAACUCCGACGUCAAGAGGAUUGCAUCAUCAGCCUUCGAUGCGCGGCGGAAUCACUAGUCCACAGCCUGUCGGGCACGAACAACAGCGCGUCGUCGAGUUGGAGCGUCUCAACACGUUCAAGUUGAUGCUGGAGAAGGAAGCCCAGUUUGUGGAGACGAAGAGAGGUGAUUUGGCGCGCGGAUACAACCCUGCCGUAGCCAUCGAGUUGGCCAGCGCUGAAAAGCGCGUCCGAGAGCUUCAACAGAAAUACAACCAUAUGGCAAACCGACUUGGACUGCCCACCUCGGAAAGUCAACCGCUACUGUUGUCGUCGGCUCAACGCUCUCCGUCGCCGGCCCACCGUCCCCAAUCGGCUCAUUAUCCGGGUGGAGUAUCUGUAGGACGUUCUGGCAGUAGUGGCAGUGGAAGUCGGAUAUCCCAGCGACCACCUGGUGCCGUUGAAGGUGGCGGUUGGGACAAUUUAGGAUGCGACGUCCCUCCGCCAUUGCCAGCCCGUAAUCGCUCAUUGGUCUCGCACAAUUCAUCCCCGUUGAUCCUGUCCCCCAGUCCUGCUCCAACUCCUGGCGAGACACCCUCGUCACCGCCGCCCCCACUUCCACCCCGCAAUCCUUCCACGGCCUCGUCUUCCUCUUGUUCUUCCUCCUCUUCGUCAUCCUCCACAGCCAUGCCGGACUUAGUCCCGUCGGUAAACGGAGCCAGUAAUCAGGAUCAACAUCGAAUUCUGCUGCGCGAUUCGCCCACUAACCAACCUCCUUCGUCCAGCGCCGGCCGACCGAGUACAAGCCCGUUGCCUUCACAUCACCGCACAAAGUCAAGCCCGUUUCCUUUUCCAGUCCAGCCUGUUGCUGCCAGCGCGCCAGACACCCGUCGUUUCAGUUCAUCCGAUUCCAUUAGUGAGUUGGAUUUAUCGACCAGACGUGGUGGUGGUGUCAGUGGCAAAGACACGGAUUCCCCCACACACGGCACUCCUCCCGGCACACCUCCGCCGCCUUACAGGCGACCCGUCAGUCCUUUGGCCGAAGAUGGGAAUGGCAGUGAGACGGCGGCGACAGGCUCGUUUCCAGCUGCUCGUCAAGCGGCCUCGCCUUCCGGAGUCGUUUAUGCCGGACAAGAAACCCAGUUAAAUAUUCUGUCGAUGGAAGAGGAUGAAUUUUCUGAUCACGAAUCGGUCAAGGGACAGAUUGACGAUCACGGAGUAUUCAAAACCUUAGCAAAACUAUGGCAGCACAAUGCACACUUGGCCGUCUUCAUGAAUUUUGUCAUGUCUAACUGCGAUCCAGCCAGUUUGUUCUUCCAUUUGAUAACGGAUCUGUACAAAGAGGGCACUGCCAAGGAUAUGAAGAAGUGGGCUUAUGAGAUUCAUUCAACUUACCUCGUUCCUAAUGCGCCUUUGAAAUUAAACAAUGUCGACGAGCACGUCUUGCACGAAAUUGAUGACGCCUUACAAGUGGACAUUGACAAGGAGGAGAUCCUGAGAAAGGUGUUUUUGAAAGCGAGAUCGAAAGCCAAGGAGGAAUUGAAACGGCAUUUAGCCGAGUUUCUAAGUAAACGGACCGUCGGCUUGGCAACCAUAUUUGGUCCGAGCGACGCCGUUCUAGACGAGACGAUCCACGACAAGGCAAAAGAGGUUAAGAUCGUAGAGAGCCUCCUCCUACCUCGGCUAGAGUUGUUGGCGGAGGAUUUGGAGAAUUCCAAUGAUCGAAACCAGGCCAUUGCCUCUUCGUUGGCCACAGUUUUGCAAAAAAACUUUAAUGUCAAGGGGCCACAAGCAACCAGUCAGAUCGAGCGUUGUCCCACAUUUGUGGCAAAGGAAAAAUCAAUCAAGCCCAAAUUCCUCAGUAAAAACAAGAAGCAACUGACUGCCAAGGGCCAUCACUUUGUGGCCCACCAGUAUUUCAGCGUGACACUCUGCAAUCACUGUGGCAACGUCUUGUGGGGCACCAGUCCCCAGGGAUACCAAUGCACAAAUUGCGAGAUGAACAUCCACAAAGGAUGCGUCAAGGUAAUCGAGGAGAGCUGUAUCGGGGCUCUACAUCGCAAGGAUCGUGGUAACGAUCGCAUCAGCAAGAUUGUCGAUCGCUUUCGUCCUGAAAGGGAACUAAAGAGAAAGUUGACCACCCAAGGAUUCGGCGAUAAAAAUUUACGCCGCGCCGACGACUCCCUAGAAGCGUCUGCUACCGGAUCGCUGGAUUCUGAAUCGUCAACAGCAGGUGACAAGCAGAGCGGAUUGGGAUCUAACGGCCGAUCGUUCAAUGACGGCUCGAGAGAUGGAGCACGUGAUCGACGUUCGGGAACUGGAUCGGGAUCCGAUUCGUUUGGAGAGGCUGACAGACGGGCCGGUUACACACCACCGUACGAAGAGGAGCUCGACAGUUCCGGCGCAUCCAACUUCAGUAAAAAGAAAGUCAGCCGUUCGGAGAGUCUGCGUGAACGGGCGCAGAGGAAACAUCGGGAAAAGCGGAAACAUAGCGACCCGAAUCUUCCACCAUCCCAUUCCAGUGACAUGGAUCGAGAAGACCGGAGCCUAUCCAACAACAACUCUGGCAGUUCGUCCAAUUCGAGUCUCUCCACAAGUUUGGAGAGUCCCAGUCCAUCCGACAUCCGCAUUUCGGGUUCCGCCUUAUCAGAUGGAUCGUCAGGGGUAUCUGCCGCCUUGUCCGUGGCCUCAUGCAACGCCGGCGGAUUGCUCACGCCCUGGGACAGUGACCUCGAAGCGGAUCCUGAUCCGCCGGAUUGGACGCGCAAUUUGGAUCCUGACGUUGUAGACAAGAUGACGCCCAAAGAGAAACAACGGCAGGAAGUCGUCAAUGAGCUCUUCCAUACCGAACGGAGUCACGUUCGUAACCUAAAGGUCCUGGACCGGGUGUUCUACCGCCCGCUACUCGACAACGGCUUCAGCGAUCUUGUUAAUCUGCUCUUCCCCAAUUUGCCCGACAUGUUGGAAAUCCACGGACGUUUCAACACACUCAUGAAAGCCCGCAAAAGAGACCAGCCGGCCGUUGAAACUGUUGGCGAUAUCCUGGUUGCCAUGUUUGACGGACCCAAUGGCGAAGCGUUCCAGCAAGCUGCCGCCACCUUCUGCAAGUACCAGUCAGUUGCUUUGGAGAGUUUAAGGGACAGACGCAAGAAAGACUCUAAACUCCAGGCAUUUUUGGCUGAAGCCGAAGGCAAUCCCGUUUGUCGGCGACUUCAGUUGAAAGAUAUCAUCCCGACAGCCAUGCAGCGGUUAACUAAAUAUCCGCUCUUGCUGGAAAGCCUGGCCAAGUACACGCAGCCGCGCAGUGAAGAAAUGACGUUGGUGCGCAGGUGUUUGGAACGGUCUCGCGAAAUCCUCAAUAAAGUCAACCAAGCCAUUAAGGAGGCUGAAAACUACAACCGGCUGGUGGAUAUCCAACGUCGACUGGACAAGUCGGCGUUUGAGAAAUCCGACCACGCCAUAGCUAAUGAACUCAAGGGUUUCUUGGUAUUUCAGAACUUUGAGUUGACAAAGCACCGUCUGAUCUACGAGGGCGCCCUGACGUGGAGGACAAAAGGACAGAAGAAUGUCGAUCUUCACGUCGUCCUCCUGGAGGAGUACAUCCUCUUGCUCCAGAAGCAAGACGACAAGUACGUGCUGAAAUUCCACAGCAUCAACUACCUGAACUCCAAGGAGGAAUCCAAGUGUACACACAGUCCUAUCAUCAAAAUCGCUACAGUUCUCGUUCGGCCGGUGGCUACAGACAAACUUGCUCUGUAUUUGGUCAACACGUCGCCGACAGGAGCUCAGAUUUACGAUCUUGUGGCAGUCUCCAUCGCCGAGAGAAAAGCAUGGUUUCGCCACAUCACUGACGCCACGGAAGCGUACAAAGCACGAGAAGGUCGCAACAGGCGACCGGAUGGAAGCGGGAGUGGCUCUUCCCCGUCGAUGGGAAGCGCCACCCCCAGCCUCAGUUCCUCUUCCAGUUCCGCUCAACUUUUACCGCCACUGCCACAGGCCGCCGAUUCAUCGGAAAAAACCAGUGAGGAGCCGAUCGAGGACAACGUGUCGGCCGAUUCCGGCGUCAGUUUGACGCCCAGUACCAACGAAACUCAGCCGCCGCCAAGCGAGCCAGCGAGUGAACAGCCGCCGCCGCCGCCGCCGCAGCAGCAGCAAUCUCAGCCAACCAACUUGGAGGCGGCCCAAGCCGAAGCCUCUAAGAAACCAGGUGAGAGCGGGACGACGACUCCGGGUAGCGGUUCAACGGCGGCCUCACCGGCGCCACAGCGACGCCUUCAAAGAGUCGAAAUUCUGAAAAUAGCCGAAGGAACGCCGUUAAUCGAUCCCACUGAGGUGGUAGUCUCUCAAGGAGCCGUUCUCAUCGCCGAACCUGUCCUCACUCCAUUAGAAAAGCUGCGGAGAAAAGAUCAGAUGAUCCGAGCUGCUCUGGCGGACAAACAAAGACUCGUGGCCGACAUUCUGCACGUUCCGCACUCUGAGCUGGAUCCAGCAUCAUCCGAGUUGCUGAGCGAAUCGGAAGGCGAGAAAGAAGCUCGAUUGCUAGUCAUGACGGCCAUAGCUCAAGCCACCCAACUCUCAGCUGUACUGAACGACAGUUUGCACGUCACCGAAGAGGAAGCCAUUGCUGCUGUCUCGGCGGAUCCCACGCCAGUCACAUCAUCACCAUCAUCGCCACGCUCAGCUCGACGGAUCAAUCGAAUGCCGGGCGCUGCAACUACCAAAUUGCUCGCCAUCACGUCCGCUCUCAAUAAGGACCUGACACAGCUCCUGGGUAUCGUCACGAAUCGAGACGAGGAACGCGAUCAGUUGCGCCGUGAAUUACAGAAGACACGCGAUCAGUUGGCUGAACAGUUGGUACUGCAAGUCGUAUCCCAUCCUACGUCCACUUCACGUCCGGUCAGCCACGUUUCCUUAUCGGACUGUGAGGCGACGAUAGAAUCCGAACAGUCAGAGGGCGCCCCUGCGUCUCCGGAAGUCGACAUCCAAGUACCCAGUGGAUGCGAAGGAGAAUCAAAUGAUGGGAACGAGUCACUAGUCGACAAAUCGAUAGUUCCAGUUGAAGCUGAAACGACGUCGCCAGUCACUUCGCCUUUUGACGAGGUUGACAGCGCAAUAAACUCGAACCAGACUUUGAGCGAGGAAGUAGUCGAAAGGAUCGACAUUGGCGAGAAAACAGAAUUGGAAGUUUCCCAGAGUAGUGAAGCUUGAAAAACAUCAUUAUUUUUUCAACAGCUACCAAGAAAAUAAUAAGAAUUUAUCUUCCCAAGUACAUUGUUUUAAGUGGCAUGAAAAAAGCAAAAAAAAAAAAAAAAAAAAAAAAAAAGAAGCAAAAAAAACGAAAUAUUCACUUCCAUCUUCUUUCGAUGACCUCAUUCCGCCAUUGAGCGACCUUUGUACAUAUGACGCCAAGAUUCGCUUAAAGUGCAAAAAUUUCAAAAACAAUAAGAGCAUGGAUUUUUUUUUCCUCCCCCACACACCCCAUACCCUACCCUCCCAGUUGUGAAGAUGUAUUGAAAGAAACGAAAAAUCAAUAAUUAACACGGUGGACGAUUGUUUAACGUGCCAAUCAAGACAUGGAGUCAGUCGGAUCCUGGCGCUAAGGCCGAUCUCUAUUGCAUUCUUUUUUUUCUGUUUUGUUUUAUUUUGUUCCUUAUUUUUCAAAGCUUUCUUCGGCGACUAGCGAACCUCUGGACUCGAAGAAUUUUUCCCCCUCUUUUUUUCCCUGUACAUCUCUCGAUUCGAUGCAGUCGUAUGUCUCUUUAUUCCUCCUUCUUCUUUGUUGUGAAUUGCAAAACCAACUGAUCUAUACCUUAACUUGCAGGAUUGGUUCAUAACAAAUAUACGCGGAGAAGGCAGAAAAAGUUUGUUGUAUCAAAAGACGUGUAGGAGAGAGAUUGAGAGGAACAAAACAAGAGAAUUAUGGCAAGCAACCCUAUAUUCGUCUCAAUGGAAAUAUUUUUAGAAAGUAGAUUCAAAUUGCGAAAGUGGCGCUAGAGACUUAACUUACUUGAUGUAACAACGAGAGAGAUUUGAAAUGCAUAGGAUCAAAUUUAUUUUUCGCGCGAUGGCUCUUUUUUUUUUUGAAAUUUGACUUCCCUUCUUGAUUUUAUAAUUAAAAAAAUAAGAACGUCUUCACUUGUCCCUCCUUCCUGCCAAUUUUGUCUGUGCUCUUGAUUUCCCCCAUCUCUGUCCAAAAUAUCACCCGUUUUGUUUUGUUGUACCGCAGAACUCUUUAAUUAUUAAGGAAACUCCUUUAGGUUUUCUCACCAUUCAUGCAAUACACUUGAAAUAUAUUGA